AUGGCAAUCGCUCUGCCCGAUAGUCAUAAGCCGAAGGACCGGCCCGAGCCGCGGGGCGUAGUCAUCACCCCUGAACCCGCCGGCGACCCUGAAACUCACCAUGGUCUCAACGACAAGACCCAGGCGGCCUCGGACUCACUGGUAACUUCAUUGUCAAAGUCGUCCAAUCCCACCACUCCAUCUUUUCUCUCCACCCUUCACACCCUCUUCACCACCCUGCCCUCCCUCCCUCUAAGCAGUCCCAUCUGGACGCUCAUCGAACACCUCUAUCGCCUUCCCAACCACCCUCCACCACGCACCAGGGACCCAUCCCGCCCCAUGCAGAUCAUCUGCGUUGGCUUUCCCCGUACCGGCACCGAGUCCCUCGCGCAAGCCCUCACCCACCUCGGAUAUUCCCACGUCUACCACGGGUGGGACGUCGUCUACGACCCUUCCGACCUCUGCUACUCACCAGGCUGGGUGAAGCUGGCAAGGAAGAAGUUUUACCCUGUUGCCGACAACCACUCUUUCCAGUUCCAGUCCCACCCGACGAUAACUAGAGCAGACUUCGAGGGGUUGUUAGGACACUGCCAAGCCGUAACCGACGCACCAGCGUCCGUGUUCGCCGCAGAGUUAAUAGCUGCGUAUCCUGAGGCAAAAGUGGUGUUGAAUAUGCGGAGGGAUGAGGAGAAGUGGCAGGAGUCGUUGGUGAAGACGAUUAUCAAGGCGAAUGAGAGCUGGGGUUUUUGGGUGGCUAGUUGGUUGGACCGGGAGUGUUUCUGGGCGUGGCAUGUGUAUGAACGGUUUCUGUGGCCGGCGCUGUUUAGGUGUGUUGGUGGGUAUGGGGAAUUGGGGAGUGUACUGCUGGAGUGGUACAUUGAAGACGGCUGGGAACCGCUCUGCAAGUUCUUUGACAAGGAAAUACCGGACAUCCCCUUUCCUCAUGCCAAUGAGGCUGUUGGUGGUUGGAAGGCGAGAGAAGAGCAGUGUAACAAGAGAUGGGUGGAAAGGGCUUUUGUCAACUUGAUCCUCAUUUUCGUGGUGUUGGUCUUCUUGAUCAUCGCUUGGUGGUGGUUUUGA
Sordaria macrospora k-hell is the source of this 1059-nucleotide messenger RNA. The record is from RefSeq and is a predicted model, not a curated record. NCBI's taxonomy places the organism in Eukaryota, Fungi, Ascomycota, Sordariomycetes, Sordariales, Sordariaceae.